Molecule: messenger RNA, 3478 nt
Organism: [Torrubiella] hemipterigena
Lineage: Eukaryota; Fungi; Ascomycota; Sordariomycetes; Hypocreales; Clavicipitaceae
Source: the annotation of a GenBank genome assembly
AUAUAUCACUUUGUUCUAGAAAUGUAUGAGGAAGGCGUGUCUUCUUUCAGCCAAACAAGCCAUAUCUCGGCCUAUUAAGUUACAAGAACAGUAUAGCGCAAAACCGAACUCCUGUUUCGGGGCAUAGAGUAUUAAGGCUACUUUGGAAGACUGUUCUGUGCCUGUCUAGGCGUGGAGAAAAAUGUCGACCGCCAUGUAAGCGUGUUAUGCAUGCAGUACCGCCCAGGCACAACGACCUGACACCGAAUCAUUCGUCUUCGUAUUUUGCGGGCGUAAACCCCACGCAUCUCACCAUCAGGGCGGUCUGCCAAAACAAAACACACGCGGCUGAGGACGCCGACCAGUCGCUGCCAGUUGCCAGCUGUCGCGGGUGGCACAGGUGCGGCGCAGCUGGCAGCACACACGUCUGACCAACCCAAAGGCAGGCCGCGCCCGGCGACAAAACUCUCGUCUUUUGCCAUGAUUUUAAUUCUACCGUCAAUUUAACUCCAUCAACAACAUCAUCGUGCCCAUCGCCUCUUGGACUUAGAUCUCACUUCAGCUCUUGCUUCUAGACGCCCCUUCUAGCUGCGCUCUCAUUGGCCUCGGCCGCUUUUCCUCAGAUUAUUUCCCGGAUUUGGGCAGGCGCUAAACCGUCUUGGGAUUGGUACACACCAGAGUCUGAGAGCCGCCGCUGCCCCCGAAUUAAAAUAAAAAAAUUAAAGCGCCUUUUUUUUUAAUAAUUUUUAUUUUCCAUUUUCUAUUUUUUUUUCUGCCCGGUGCUCAACCUCAUCAGCUUCCAUCGACUUUUGAAAUCCAUCGAAUAAACGAAUCCCAACUUUUGGUUUUCUCGUUUCCUUUCUGUCCAGCGACCGCCUGGCUAGUCAAUUCUCUCUCGGCAAGCCCGUGGCUUCACAUCUGCCGUGCUUCCCCCUCUCGCACCCUCCUGACCGCGUCAACAAUGAACUAGGGCUUCCACCGCCCGCACCACGAUACAGCUGUUUGCGCCUAGAAGAAAUAUCCGAAUCGACGCCGGCAUCCCUUUGCUUCGCCUUGAAUCCAAACCCUCGCUAGCGCUGCCCGUGCCGACCGCCUGACUCCCACGGCGUCUGGUUGGAGAUGGCUGGUACGGAUGUAGCCGAUUUCAGCGGCCAAGGACUCUUUGCAACCACCGACGGCCGCAUCAGAAAUCCUGUCCCCAACAAGCUGCAGGGCAUGGCCGACGAUAAGAACGGCAACUUUGCCGUCAUGCAUAUUGAGCUCGGUGCAAACGAGAGAGCAGAGCGCAAUGCUGCCGCGAAACGAACUAGCGAAAACACCGAGGCUGCGGCUAAGCUCGCUAACAAGGCCGGUUACCAAUCUGUGAAGCGAAACAAGCUUGCAUGGAACCCACAAGAUGGUAUUGGUCUGACAGCACAGGAGACAAAGGCUGAACAAGCGCGUCUUCUUACUCUGCUCCGCACCGUCCACCCGAUCGUCAUCGUCGACCAGUUAUGUAAAGCACUGGCGUAUUUUGGUGGUAUCCCUGGUGCUCCUGCCCCCACGGACCCUCGAGACUUCCCGCCAAGCGCUGGCGUCAACGGUCCUGGAUCGGCAUUUGUCAGCUGGAUCUCAGAAAUCUUUCCCAAUAUCGACCCGAAACUGCCAGGAUCCAUGGCAUCCAUCUCAGCUGCGAUGGGCAUCGCCAAUUCUGCUGGCCUUCCAACGCUGCCACCAAUCCCCGCCUUGGCGGCACCAACAGCUACACCAGCUGCAGAGACUACUGCAGUUCUUCCUCCAACGCAAGCAAAGGUCGAACCUACCCCUACCCCUACCCCAGCGGCGAAAGAGUCGGCACCGCCCGCCCUGAACCCUGAUGGUACACCAGUCAAGCGAGCCAGAGGCAGACCGAAGGGUAGCAAGGGUAAGAAGAAGCUUGAGGCCGAGGCUGCUGCUGCUGCUGGCGGCGUUCCAGGCGGCUCGUUGGCUACCCCGAUGCCCGGUAUGCCCCCAUCGUGGAGUUCACAAUCUCUUACACAGACGCCAACUGGCGGCGACGCUAGCGUAACAACAACGCCGUCUGGAAAGAAGCGCGGCCGCCCCAAGGGGUCUAAAAACAAGCCCAAGCCGGCCGCAGAGGGCGACGUUGCAGCAGAUACGUCCAUUAUCUCCGACUCGCAGCCAACAAACGAGCCGCAGUACGGCGGGAUGCCCAACCCUCCAGGCAAGAGCCCGAUCCCGAUCCCGACACCCAACAUGGGCCAUGGUAUCCCUCGGCCGCAAAGUUGGUCUGAAUUUGGUGUUCCUGGUAGUCCAAAGGCCGCGCCAGACCCCAAAAUCCCUGCAUCACGCAAGCGUAAAAACGAAAAAACAAACGACGGCGCCGCCAGCGCCAGCACAUCUAACACCACCUCCGCCACCACAAGCUUCACACCUGUGCACCCCCCGCAACCUCUCCAGCUGUCUCAACAACAUCAACACCACCAACAACAACAGUCACACCAACCACAGCAGCAGCAACACCAGCAGCAACAAUCGCCAUACGGUACUGCCAAUAUGGACCCGCUAAACAAGCGCCGUCGCAUGUCCAAGGAAGCUCCCCCGCAGCCUACGUUCAACCGCCCUGGGAUGCCUGCUGUGCAGCUGCCUAACUCACCUUUUGGGGCCUCGCCACAGCUUAACUCGCCAGCAAGCUUUAAGCGGCCAAUGCAGCAGUCGCCGCAUCUCUCGGGCAGCGCCAUGAUGAACCACCCAGCCGGCCGCAUCUCAUCUCCCAACACCUCUGCCGCUGGCUACAACCAGACCAUGGCGCUCAACCCACAAGAGUACUUUGGUGGACGCCCCGGGCAAACCUUCAAGCCCGGCUCCCAGCAGCCUGGUAUGGCACGCCAGACGUCCAACGAUGGUAGAGAUCAUCAGCGCGCUGGCCCAGCACCUGGCUUUCGACCCAGCGCUAGCAGCCAACCACCGCAACAGCAGCAACAGCAGCCUCAGCAGCAGCAGCAGCAGCAGCAGUUCAACUAUACAGACCAAAAUUAUCUUGCGGUUGACUACUCCUCUGGCGCCCAAGGCGGCAUGUACCGCCCCAUGCGGUAGUGUAGAUUCUGAUUCACGGGACUAAUCCUCCGAAGUGAACCAUGGACACUACAAAUACGUUGAUUAUUUUUCUUUUUAUUUCCUGUUAGUACGGCGUUUGGACUGAAAUGUCUUCCAUAUCCUCUUUUUUUUAUUUCUUUACUAUACCGGCACACAUGGGUUUUAUACGAAUGACGGGGACAAUUAAAUAUGGCGUGUACUACUGGAAGAGGAGGGUGUUGGGAACCUGAUUGAAUUUUUUAUUAUUUUUAUGGGCUAUCUGAAACUGACGAAUGACAUAUAUCCAAAGAAUUACACUUUUUUACUUGUUACAACAAAGCACACGCAUGAUUAUACAUUUUACUUGACGAUAGUGACCAAAGUACACGCAAAAUCAUACAUUCUACUUUGAUAAUAGUGACACUGUUUAAUUCACUUAUAUAGC